Lizanozyma spartinae is the source of this 4884-nucleotide messenger RNA. It is a transcript of the gene NUP188, whose product is annotated as Nup188p. Gene Ontology annotation, molecular function: structural constituent of nuclear pore. The transcript has a single exon. Bases 1 to 4884 code for a protein of 1627 amino acids. NCBI's taxonomy places the organism in Eukaryota, Fungi, Ascomycota, Pichiomycetes, Serinales, Debaryomycetaceae. The record is from RefSeq and is a predicted model, not a curated record. Gene Ontology annotation, biological process: RNA export from nucleus; protein import into nucleus. Gene Ontology annotation, cellular component: nuclear pore inner ring.
AUGCCGUCUGCAGUAGCCAAAUACAGUGACAAGACAUUGGACUUGCGUCAAUUGCAGCCCACGCAUUUGGUGACAUUUGAUGUCGUUUUAAGAGCGGUGACUUUUGAGUCGCCAGAGUCGGUGAUACUCAACUCAUUAGACCCAUUCCUCUUACAAUGUCGGGACUUGUUGGUUAACCCUGAUCCCUUUUCAGCAGCAUCAGACAAGUCUGAACCAACAAGCAAGGGAACCAAAGAUAUUGUGAUACGUAACAUUUUGUACAGUGGAAUCACCGAUACCCAAAUUGAAGAUGCCAAUAAGCUAGCCACAAUGUUUAGUCUUGAUCCCAUGGAGACAUUGAGAAUAGUUGUUCAAACAUGUGAACGGAUCCCCAGCAAACACGAUCCUCAAGUUAAGAAGUUGAAGUCCAAACUUCCUGAUGACCGACAAAGAUGUCUACGGGAAGAGAGACUCUAUAUAUAUGCCAAGAUGAUCUUUCAAGAGAGACGAACAGUGAUUCAGUUGGUCAUGGAAAUGUUGAACAACAAGAAUAACCUGGACACCACGUCCACCGUCCGAAACUUGGGAAGAGUAUUAUAUUCAUCAGUAGAUUACAUGACCAAGAUCAUGGACAAAUUGAAUGACACUUUCCAACUGUUGAUGGUGGGUGAUUUCGAACCCAUGGAUACCCUUCAAGAGUUUGCCACUUCAGAAUAUGAUUUUGAAGGUCUUUACUACAAGGAGAAGCUACUUUAUACUGUUGACUUGCUUCGGACACUAGUUGAACUUUUGUUCAGAAACCCAGAGCUUAAUAAUGAAGUUGUCGUGAAAUGGCUCAACUUGAUGGCAUUGACUUCGUUUAUGUCUGAGGUCAAUUCUCAUUUGGAUCUCCAUGAAACGUUCACAAUAAUGCGUUCCUUAUCAACAUUAAUAACUAUCCUUGUUCUUGAUGUUGAAAAUGAUGAUCCUUGCUAUGGUAGUGAUUCGACAACUUUUUCACAAAUCAAUAAAAUUAUUAUUGAUACUUCAAACACCAAUGCUAUUUCAUUAUAUUGUUGGUCUUUGAUCUUAUUGCGGAAAUAUUAUAAUGUGAAGGUCCCCAACGAGUCGUCAUUCAUAUUAACUGAAACAGAGCUUGCAAUGCAUAUCAACGACUUGAACGCAAGAUGCAUCUCCUUGAACAUAUUCAAGAGUUUCAACGACUUGGUGGGAAUACUAAAAAAUGAGUUCAUCUACACAGCUAUCAUAUCAAGUGUAUUGUAUGCUGCUUUACCCGUGAUCCCAAUAUCAAAUGAAACGGUUUCCUUGAUUGUUCAUGUAUUAAAAUAUUGUCAUAAUGUUGUUGUCGAGAGAUUCUUCAAUAAUCCUGAUUUUGAGAAGUUUUUAGUGGUUGCAAGAACCAAAUUCCCCAUGGCAUUAUCUCCUUGGCUUAAACUUGCAAGUAUUAAUGGACAAUUUGCAUUACAUGAAUUCGAUGAAUUGAAAUCACUCAUGACAAAUAUGAAACUGUCGGAUAUAAGUGCUAUUUAUAAUAUUGACAAUGAAAACAGUGAAUUGGUGACUGUUAAUAAAGUUGUGGAUAUUUAUCCGCCCUUUGAAACCAAUAAAAAGCUUUCAUUGAUGAUAAAUGCCAAUACAAAGGCUAAACUUUUACCCUCAUCUACAGAUGAAGAUGAAGAGUUGGUGACUUUCUUACAUAAAUAUGAUGGUUGGACAUUUGUGGGUAGAAUAUUAGAAAACUUAAGCAAAUGCUUUGAUGCUACAGACUUGGAAAAGUCAGAGGCCACACGUGAUAUUAUCAAUUUGUUCCAAAGUGUUUUGGUUAAUAGCACUAUUUCCGAGGGACGUUCAGUAAUAGAAAGAGCUUCAGCAUAUACAGAUAAUUCUGAUAUCAUUGAUAUUAUCUUUAGAAUAUUUGAACAAAGUUUGCAUGCUCGAUCAAUUCAAAUAUUGGUAGGAAUAUUCUCCUUGUUGUCAGCAUUAUUGCCUAUAAUGUCAGACAGAGUGUUCCCAUAUUUAUACAAAUCGUCAUUGUUUUCCCAUAAUGAUAAGGAAGGAAUGGCCUCCAACAUAUUUGCAGCAAUUGAAUUAGUCAAUGGAGACUAUCCUUUCUCCGAAGAGUUGAUUUCAUUCACAAAGAAUUUGAUUAUCCAUACAUUUAAAAUCGGAGAUUCCUUGUCGAAAAUGAAAAGUACUGUUAUAAAAGUUUUUAUUGAGCAUCUCCUUGCCUUAUUUGAAGGGUUUGUUCAUUGCCGAUUCUUGUAUGUAAAUCAAAUGAUGCGUAUGGGUUCCAAAAUAUUGGAUAUUUUUGCUAUCUUGGUAACUUCAGUCCACGGAAUUGAUAAGAGAGUUAACUCCUACGUGAGCGAUAUCUUUAGUGAUUCCGUUCAAAGAAUAGUGGAAUCAUUUUUAGUAUUCUCUAAUGAUUAUUCAAGAACUGCAGUACCUUUAUUAAAGGUAAUUGAAUCAUUACCUACAGAAUACAUUGAAUAUAAAUUGAAUGAUAUUUCUGAUCUUCAUGAUGAAUGGAUAGCAAUUUCCUUGAGGUUUUCAUCAUUGAUUAUUGACAUCAGAAGUUUGAAUGAUUUACCACCUUCAGUAUUUGAGAAACAAUUGUUCACCAAGUCAUCAUUGCUAGUGAGUGCAUACGCUCAAUACGAAAACAUAAGAUACCCUAUACUUCAACUUAUUUCAUCAAUGGUUUCUUCCAAAUGGCCAGAGGAAAAUACUCCAUCAUUACUUUCGUAUUUGGGAGCAGAUCAUGCUCGAAUCUUGCAUUAUUCCAUUGCAGCAGAUUUAAUGGAUUCAUUUGUUGGUUCUCAGUUAAAAUUAGGGAUUUUUGACUUCAUUUGUGCUGUGUUAAAGGGGAAGCAGGAAGGAUUAACGGUAUUAUUUAUGAGCAACAAGGAUAUUUUUGAAAGCUUAGAGUCGUCAAAGAAUGAUGCAUCAACUUCCACUUCUGCUUGUGCUUCACAUUCUUUACUUGAGUUGAUGAAGAAAAAUAUAACGGAAAUGGAAUUCAACUCCAAUGUGGUAAACUUUCAUUUUGCUGAUGCUUUAUCUCUUGCAUUGAAUACCUGGACAUCAAUUUCGGAAAUUGAUAACGAUACCAACACGGUGGAGGCAUUGAUUAACAGACUCCAAUUGGUUUCCAAUAUUGAUCUUCAUAGUUCUAAAGAUUAUGUUGAAAAUUGUUACCGGUUGAAAUUAGGUUCUAAAUUGGCCAAUAUCCUAGCGCUUGUGUUAUUUUCAACCCAAAACGAAGCUUGUAGGAGUUUAUUGUCAAAAGUUCUUACGUCUCCCGAGUUUAUCAAGCUUUUGCAUACCCGUUUUGAGAUUGUUGACAUUGGCUCAAGAGUCCAACCUGAAGUUGAAGCUGAAUUUCAAACUGCAUUCCCUGGGUUCAGCUUGGAUCAAUUUGUUAAUGUGUUUCAAUUGCGAAAUAGGUUCUCAAUGGAUUCUGUUUAUGAUUUGCGUCUCAUGGACAGAAUGUUCGAAGAUAAAGAAGGCUGGAAACAUAUCAGAGAGAAGGUAGUCGCAGCCAGUGUUGAUUGGCAAUUGAUAGAUGCUCAAGUAGCAUCUACAAAAUCGUUUGGUGCACUUUUAACAGCAUUCUGCAGAGUCAAGACUGAUAAUCUUGAUACUCAGUUUUUGAAUACUGCAACAUACUUGUUGAAAUUGAAUGUCAUUGAAGAAUCUCUUUCAGCUCCAGUGUAUGAAGAACGGAAUGAAUUAGCAUUUUUCAUAUGUUACUCAAUUUUCAAUGGGAAAACUGGUGAUAAUUGUGUCAAUGAAGCCUUUAAGAUCCUUGAAGUAUGUUCAGACCUUUUGUCAUCCACCAAUAUGAACUUCCUUGAUGGAAUUACUUCCAGCAAUGGAACAUAUAGACCCAUAUUAAGAAUCCUUUACUUCUCAUUGAAUGUGAUCAAGAACCAUCCCUCUGCAUUAGUGGAGAAGUUUAGUGUGUUGAAGAAUGUUUUUGAACUCGCUAUAACCAAGGCUGCGCGAGCUAUAUUGGUGGAAUUACAGAAUGAAGCUUAUCUUUUCAAGUCUAAGAAAGAUCAUAAGUUCAAAAAUAUGGAUAAGAAGCUUGAUGAUUUGCAAUUGAUAUUGAGUAUUUUAAAGAUCUUCAUGGGCAUUAAUUUACCUGAAAGCUCUCAUAUGGAUAUUGCCAAUGCCAUAGAGUCAAACGAUACUGUUGCGUCAUUACUAUCACUUUAUUCAUUUUCAAAUCUAAUUGAGGUCAAUGAAGAACACAUUUUUGCUCAAGUAUCUUUAAUGUUCAUCCAAGAGUUUAUGACCAUUGAUAUCAUAGCACGUAAGUUUGUUGCUAGUGGAUUAUACUAUGUUUUAGCCGAAAGUCCCAUAUCUUCCUUCAUUAAAGAAGGUGGGUUGAGUGUUUCACAUUUACCGGAAUAUCAUAAGCUUUGGUUGAAUGGACUAUUACCUAUUUUCUUGACUACUCUCAAUCAACUUGGACCAGAAAGUAUACCUGAAGUAUGUUUGGGUAUCCGCAUAUUCUAUAAGCAGGUGGUGACAUGCAUUGAGGCCUGGUUCCGAGAUUCUUCUUCAUUCACUUUGAGUACGGCUUUUGUGGCUGAAACUACGUUGAUCUUACUCCUCAACAAAACACUACUGACAUUUACUACCACUGAGGGGCUCAUCUUGCCAUCUACGGUGGUUGAACUUGGAGAUGUGAUUCCAGUAUUGAAUACUUAUGAAAAACAGAAUGACUUUGCAGAUGCCAUCAAUAACCUUUUGAAACAUCCCAAGUUCUUGAGACUGAGAGUUGUUCCUAGUACCAUCGAAGAGAAGAAGUUGAUAGCCAAUAAGGAUGGAGCAUUUGCUGCUUUUGCUGAACGGUUAUUAGCAGAUGUCCGUGAACUUAAAGACUAUUUGGGAUGA